Molecule: messenger RNA, 2721 nt
Organism: Zygotorulaspora mrakii
Lineage: Eukaryota; Fungi; Ascomycota; Saccharomycetes; Saccharomycetales; Saccharomycetaceae
Gene: BUL2
Product: ubiquitin-ubiquitin ligase BUL2
Exons: 1
Coding region: 1-2721 (906 amino acids)
Biological process (GO): protein polyubiquitination; protein monoubiquitination
Cellular component (GO): ubiquitin ligase complex
Molecular function (GO): ubiquitin-ubiquitin ligase activity
Source: RefSeq, a predicted model, not a curated record
AUGGAUAGUGCAAAUAAUGUUGGGAAUGGAUAUGACUCUCCUAUAUCAUUCAACUUUUCAAAUAACAAUUUAGGUGCUCGCGGUAGACAAAGACCCUCAACUGCGCUGCAACCCAGCGGGGUGAGAAGGGCCUCAACAUCAAGCUUGCUACGUUUAAGGAAGUCAGAAUCUAGGCAAGAAGAAGAUUCAACUCAAGAUACUGACAAAUGCCGGUCUGAAUCACUUUGUAGAAUCAGUAAUUGUGCCUCUAAUGGGCAUGAAAAAAGGUUUAUUGAUGUUUUACCGUCCUUCGAAAUGUAUAACGCAUUGCACAGGCAUAUACCACAAGGUAACGUAAAUGCUGAUUGCCAUUAUUUCCCUCCAUGCUAUCAAGAAGUUCAAUCUCAAAGAGAUUCUAUGCUGACUUCGGGUGAAAAUCCAGAAUGCAGCUCCUUGGAUUUUCGUCAGCCAAACGCUUUGCUGCCUGCUUCAGCAGUCUGUCUAAACAAUUUGCAUCCGCUCUCGACUCAACAUUUUAACAUUGUGGACACGGGUUCGAGAGCGUCAGCUGAAGACCGUAUUCCGAUAGAAGAUGAUUUCAACGAUGCAGAUAAUAUCAACAUAGAUAAGUUGUACACUUUACCGAAACUUGCAACUCCAAUAGAUGUGGACAUUAGAGUGACUAAAAGCGCUUCACAACCUCAUAAGAAACCAGAGGAUGAAUCCAUUUUGAAAGAAUAUACUUCAGGCGAUAUAAUUCAUGGCUAUUGCGUUGUAGAAAAUAAGUCCCCAAAGAACUUAAAGUUCGAAAUGUUCUACGUUACGCUUGAGGGCUACAUAUCAAUUAUUGAUCGCGAAAAGGGGAAACGAACUGUCAAGAGGUUUUUACGAAUGGUUGAUUUGAGCGCCAGUUGGUCAUACUCUCACAUAGACGUCAGUUCAGGUAUCGAAGUCAUACCUGGUGAUGUGGAUUAUGAUAAUGCCAUCAUUGGUCUAAAUAAUAAUCGAAUAUUGGAGCCAGGGGUCAAGUACAAGAAAUACUUCAUGUUCAAAUUACCAAACCAACUACUAGAUGUUACGUGUAAGCAGGAGCAAUUUUCGCAUUUAAUGUUACCACCCAGUUUUGGUAUUGAUAAGUAUAGAAAUGGGUGUAAAUAUGCUGGAAUUAAAGUCAAUAACAUCCUUGGUUGCGGCCAUCUUGGCAUAAAGGGCACCCCUAUUUUAACCUCAGAUUUAUCCGAUGACGUUUUAUCCAUAAACUAUACCAUCGAUGCUAGAUUUGUGGGCAAAGAUAAGAAAACACAAAGAUUGAAUAUCAUGAGGGAGCACGUUUACAAUUUGAGAGUAAUUUCAUUCGGGUUUUACUGCCCUGUCAUCGGCGAAAGAGCUUGUACUCAGCAGAUAACAGAUUUAAUGAAACUGGUAAAAGAGAAACUCAAUGCUCUAAAGCUGAUCUUCGAACGAUUGGAAAAGAAAGAACAAAUAAAAGAGACAGACAUCCAUAAUACAGAUUUGAGUGGCACUAUAGAUGGCAAUACAGAGCUUGACGCGGCAGAGAUAUUGCGUCUUAAGAUGCAUCAAUUGCAUCUUCAAAAUAGGGUUGGUGCUCAAUCCGACGUUUUGCAUAGGAUGAGAAACUCAAAGGACAAAAUAAACGAACCUGAAUGUAUCGAAAAGGAACUCAGCUACAAGUUGAAACCAAAGAGCAACUCGAAUUUAAAAACUGGUCUAUUUAAUGGAUUUCGAAGUUCGAAUUUCACUUCACAAAAACCUGAAAACGCUCUUGCAAGGUCCAAUAAAGCUGGAUUAAUAGUGCUUACAGCAGAUAUUCCGAAGGCGGCUUUUUUGCCUUACCGAUCUCCCUCUUUAUUGAGGAAAAAGAACAAACUAGAUGCCAAAAAUGAACACGAUCAAAAAAACUGGUUGCGGCUGGUAAGUGCUGUUCCUCAGGACUGUAGAACGGUAUUGAAGGAAUUAGAAAUACGCCUGAAAUGUACUCAGUCCAACAAUAGCCUUCCUCAUAACCCUCCAGAAAUACAAUCAUUGACUACUGAGUUAGUAUGUAUCACAGGACGAUCAGAUAACUCUAUUCCUGUGAAAUUAGAUGGAUUAACGCUUAUGAACGAAAGCAAAAUGAAUGAUAUUAAGCAAAAAUUCAGCAGUUAUUUAUCGGAAAUUAAAUCAUAUUCUCAACAGUUUGAAGAGCGCAUUGAAGAACUGAACGGAAUCUAUUGCCAGAGUGGAAUUUCUACUGUUCCCCACGAAAUGAAAUUUACAGAUUUUAUAUCGCCACAAAUGUUGAAUGACAUUGAAAGUAUAGUUAACUUUCAAACAAAAAUUGAAAUCCUCACUAAUUUUUUCAAAAAGCAAUUGGAAACUCUAAAAGAUGUCUCUCAGGACAAAAUUUCUUCCAGUUCCUCAAGUUCUUCAUUGAACAAAAGUAGCUCAAGUGGGUUUUUGAGUACGACAUUCAGUGGGUCUUUGACAGAUACCUCAAAACUAGCAAAGUUUACAGAACAACUAACGCAUGAAUGGGUUAAAACAAGCCCUCUCACGUACACGAGGACAGUUAAGGUCAACUUAGAAAAUAAUCUAAACAACAGAGAUACAAUAAUACCAACUUUUGAAAGUUGCCUAUGUUGUCGUUUUUACUUUGUCCGAGUCAAUAUUAAAUUUGGCAAGCAUAUUGGUGCAACAAGUAUAGAUAUACCGGUGAGUGUUAAAAAUCUCAGUUGCGAUUGA